ACGAUCUCUCGUGGCUCUCAUGGUGCUGGAUAUGAAAGCCGAUGCCAAAGACGGCAAUGAUGACGCUGACAGCAACUUGGAUGUACACCAAGACGUCGUGACGCAGUCCGACGAGGACGCAGCGAUUGCAGCAAAACAAUUCACCAUGGCAGGCGUGGUUAGUACCAAACAGCGACGUCUCGUGGAUGACACAGUGGACGCGGUCGAGUUGCCGUCGUACGGUAGCAACACCCCAAAGGAGCAGCUUUGUCUCGAGUACAUUGCCGGUUUCCAGCGGCAAUUCGAACGCAUGUUCCCAACGCGACGACCGCUGUAUCUACAUCCUCCGAACGAGAAAGGGGUGCCAAAGUUCGUUUGCACGACGAUCCGACCGACGUUACUACCGUAUCGUGAUCUGUAUGACUGUCAUACUUUAUCUCGCUUUUUGGCGAGGGUUGUCGAGUACGAACCCUUAGCAAACCCGACGAUCCCACCAGUGUGUCUACCGUCACCGUCAUUCACGCUCAAGUGGAAGGCAGGAGACAGCUUUGACUUGGCUACGCUUCUGGUAUCGUUCUUGAUUGGUGCAGGAUAUGACGCUUAUGUCGUGAACGGUACUGCACCCAAGUGGCUGUGUCUUCUGGAUCAAAGCAAAGCGCCAUUGCCAGUUUUACCAGUCGAGGAGGAGCUGAUCAAGGCCCACGAACGCGAACUGGCCGCCGAUUCUUCUAAGGCGGUAACAGAUACUAAAACCAACGGUGACGUGAAACUGGUGAGCCGCACCACCUUCACGAGUAAAUACCUUGAAAAGCAGGAGCUGGAAGAGAAAGAACGACAGGAGAAGACACGUCGAGUCUUGGAUUUUGGCUAUAACGACAAUGAAGACGACGAAGAUCCGCUAGAGGGGAAGCGUGCACAUGCGUGGGUCCUCAUUCGAGCAGGUAAACGGGAAGUAUCGUAUCACUUUUACCUCGAACCGUCGACUGGACGGAGCUACUCGCUGAUAGAUUCUCCCUACAUGUGCAUCGAGAGCGUUUGGAAUCAUGAAAACUACUGGGUCAACAUGCAACAGCAACCUGUGCAUCUUACGCUGUUCGAUUUGUCCAAUCCAACCGACUGGGAGUACGUUUUCCUGUCUGCUGCAGAGCGGAAAUCAGCGAAAGAGGCUGAUCAAGGUGCAAAGGGGGGUGGCGAUCUAUCCAACGAUCUAAAGAUGUUGAGUACCGAAGGUGACGAUCAUCAUGGACAGGACGCUGCUGACGACGAUUUAAUUCUCGAUAUCCCUCCGUCGUGGGUGACCAAGCUUCACAUUGACCGUGCAACCUACAAGAAACGGUUCGUCAAGGACUGCCAGCAUGUGACGCUCUACCAUCGAGCUAAAGUCGAAGAAUUUGCCGAGAACACGCACGAGCAGGGCUUGAUUGCACGAGUUACGCUUUUCCGUGAUGUUGGGUGUACAUUGCCCGUCGAGAUUCGUGAAUACUUUAAAAACAGGAAGGACAGACUCGAGUCUCGACUCCGUUUUCCAUUCGAAGGCAAAUUCGAAGAGCGCUUCACUCCAGGGAGAAUCCCUGAGGCUCUGAAAUCGCGCACGGAGUGGAUCGGGUACCGUCGUGAGUUUCAAUUCUACACAAGUGCUCGGCCUGACGGUCUGGUAACACGUGAAGAGGAGAUUCAGGAUCGUGUUUUAGAGCGCUUCGACGGCCGUGACGAUUUCCUCGUCUUUCGAUCCGUGACACUCGCUACGGACAAGGACGAAGUGGAUGCGAAGAAUCCGUAUAUUUUACCUGGUGGCCCUGGUGGUGAAACUGCCAUUAAGAAGAUGAAGGAGAAAUUUGCGCGAAACCCUGCGCUUGCGGCUGAUGACGAUCAGCGCAAGCGGGCGUACAAUGUUCACGAAGGCUCUAUCCGAGUCUACUUCCACUAUGCAACAGGUAAGAUUACAGCGGGGUCACGUGUGUAUUUCAAGACCCCCAACAUCCCAGUGGAAGUCGUGAUGGCGGAUCCAAACGCGAAAAAGCCAAAGCUUUCGGUGCUUGAAAACGAGCUCAAAGCGUCUCUACAGAUGGAGAAAGAUUGUUACAGCGCAGUUCGCCACUCUGAUAUCGAGACACAAGAUAUUCUAAAAAUCCGAAAGCGAGAGGAAAUGGCAAUUGCAUUGGAAACGAGUUUCUUCGACGGUAAUGACGACGAGACACAAGCCAAAGACAAAGAAGACACCAAGGAGCUGGACAAAAACGCAAAGAACGAGGUGGACUAUCUCAGUCCGUUCCUGCAAAGUGUCCAUUCAACAGGAGGAAAUCUAUCCAAAGAAGACGCCCAAACUGUGCGGGAUCUGUGUCUGCGGAACCUGAAAGAGCGUCUACUGGAGCGUGCCAACAUUAUCCAAGGACGGCUGGACAAGGAGAAUGCGCUAUUGGCCAAGCGCCAAGCUGCAUUCCAGCGUAGCCAACGAGAACACGACCAGGGAACGGACGACGAGUUCGAGCGCUUCUGCAGCGAGACCAUGUUCCGCAUCCAGAUACUGGAGCAGCGACUAGCUAGUCAUGAGGAGACGGCUCUGCACAAAUACGCCGAGAUGGACAAGCGUCUGCACAGCGAUCUGCGUCUGCGUGUGCUGCAUCGAUAG
Molecule: messenger RNA, 2608 nt
Organism: Phytophthora infestans T30-4
Lineage: Eukaryota; Oomycota; Peronosporomycetes; Peronosporales; Peronosporaceae
Exons: 3
Coding region: 20-2608 (862 amino acids)
Biological process (GO): cell motility
Cellular component (GO): motile cilium
Source: RefSeq, a predicted model, not a curated record